GAGGGAUCAUUAUGGGCUUCAACAAUAAACCAACCAAUGGUGUCUAUGAUGCCUGGAGUUGAGAUGCCCUCAGGCACCUCUUAAAUCUCCUAGAAGCUGCUCUAACUAUGAGAGGUCUCAUAUUUUGGAUUCUGACUAUGUUAUAAUGAACAGCACUUUGACAUCAGAUGUCAUUGGUCGGAGGGUUGAAGUCAACGGGGAACAUGCAACAGUGCGUUUUUCUGGCAUUGUCCCUCCUGUGGCAGGACUCUGGUUAGGAGUAGAAUGGGACAAUCCUGAGCGGGGAAAGCACGAUGGAAGCCACGAAGGGACUGUGUAUUUUAAAUGCAGGCACCCAACAGGCGGAUCCUUUAUUCGUCCAAACAAAGUAAAUUUUGGAGUAGACUUUCUCACGGCAAUUAAGAACCGCUAUGUGCUAGAAGAUGAACCAAAGGAAGAGGAAACAGAGCAGAUUGUUAUAAUUGGAAAUAAACCUGUAGAAACCGUUGGUUUUGACUCUGUUAUAAAACAGCAAAGUCAGCUGAGCAAGUUGCAAGACGUUUCUUUGAGGAACUGCGCAGUAAAUGGUGCUGGUGACAAAGGAGGCAUUGCCAAAGCGUGUCCUAAUAUUAGAAGCAUCGAUUUGUCAAAAAACCUGUUGUCAUCAUGGGAAGAAGUUAUAGAUAUUGCCAAUCAGCUCAAGCACCUGGAAGUCCUGAAUCUCAGUGAAAAUAAACUUACAUUUCCCUCGGGCUCACCGUCUCCAACCGGAACAUUUUCUAUGCUGAAGGUUUUAGUCCUUAACCGGACAGGAAUAACAUGGGCAGAGGUGCUCUGCUGUGCCUCUGGCUGGCCUGUCCUUGAGAAACUGUACCUUGAGUCUAACAAUAUCGUCAUUUCGGAAAGGCCAACUGAUGUUCUACAGACAGUGAAGUUGUUAGACCUUUCCUCUAAUCAAUUAAUUGAUGAAAACCAGCUAUUUCUCAUAGCGUAUCUGCCCAGAUUAGAACAACUAAUCCUCUCUGACAUUGGAAUUUCUUCUAUACAUUUUCCGGACGCUGGAAUUGGGUGCAAAACCUCCAUGUUUCCUUCCUUGCAGUACCUUGUACUAAAUGACAAUCAGAUAGCACAGUGGUCCUUUAUGAAUGAGCUGGAUAAGCUGCAGAGUCUGCACGCGCUGUCGUGCACGAGAAACCCCUUGACUGAAGGCAGCAAAGAUGCCCAGACCACACGGCAGUUCAUCAUUGCCAGGAUCGGCCAGCUGAGGACCCUGAACAAGUGUGCGAUUGAACCAGAGGAGAGGCGUGGGGCUGAGCUCGAUUACCGAAAAGCAUUUGGAAAUGAAUGGAAAAAGGCCGGUGGACAUCAGGAUCCAGAGAAGAACAGGCCAAACGAGGAAUUUCUCGAAGCCCAUCCUAGAUACCAGGCACUCUGCCUCAAAUAUGGUGCACCUGAAGACGGGGAACUGAAAACACAACAACCAUUUUUGCUCAAAAACCAGCUACUAACACUGAAGAUAAAAUAUCCCAAUCAACUUGAUCAGAAAGUCACAGAGAAACAACUGCCGGAAUCCAUGACAGUUCAAAAGGUGAAAGGCUUGCUGUCACGUCUCCUCAAAGUUCCUGUGUCAGAACUUCUGUUGUCCUACGAAAGUCCCAAAGUAAGUUGCCCAGAAAAAAACGCAAAGUCAAGCUGAGUUCCCCACAGUAUGACGCACUGUUAAGCUAAGUCUUCACGUAACGUGGUUUGAUUCUGAAUAGAAACCAUAUAUCUUUGUUGGGGUGUGUGUGGGUAUAUAUGUUUUGUCACAUCUGUCUUAAUCACCCCCACCUCUUUGCUCUAAUUUUAGAUGCCGGGCAAAGAAAUUGAACUAGAAAAUGACCUACAGUCAUUACAGUUCUAUUCUGUGGAAAAUGGAGACUGUCUAUUAGUGCGAUGGUAACAGCCAACUAAUAAAAUUCAGAGGUUUGAUAAUGUAUCAUGACUGGGUUUCACUGAAGAUAAAUGACUUAUUGGGACAAUUCUUUCCCCCCCCAAAAAAAGAAGUUUACAACUUGCCCUAAGUAUAGAAUAGCUGUAUUUUUCAUAGAGAAGAAAACAUUUCUAGGCAUGUAUAUAACAGCAAUAAUAAAGGCUUUGCACCUACUAA
Odocoileus virginianus texanus is the source of this 2128-nucleotide messenger RNA. The record is from RefSeq and is a predicted model, not a curated record. Lineage: Eukaryota; Metazoa; Chordata; Mammalia; Artiodactyla; Cervidae.